GAGGCUGCGUUCGGUUCAUUGAACACUCCUUACCAUAAGCAAUAUCUCAGCUUCGGGUUUAGGUUCGGUAGUAGUCGACUUUUGUGCGGAUAAGAACGCCUCUUCGUUCUUGUUUCUACACGCGCAUGUCUUUCUCCUUUCCUCUGUUUCUACAACUCUCUCUCGCUCUCUCUCUCUCUCUCCUUCGGUUUCUCUCACUAAAACUGGCGAUCGAAGAGAAUCAACAAGCUAGUGUAAGAGAAAUCAUGGGAGCUGAGGAAGAAAACAGCAAGAGUUGGCCUCCAUGGCUUAAACCUCUGCUUCAAGAGAAGUUCUUUGUACAAUGCAAAUUACACGCAUAUUCACACAAGAGUGAGUGUAAUAUGUACUGUUUAGAUUGUACCAAUGGUCCUCUCUGUUCUUUCUGCCUCUCUUUCCACAAGGAUCAUCACGCCAUUCAGAUAAGGAGAUCAUCAUAUCACGAUGUGAUAAGAGUAUCGGAGAUUCAGAAAUUUCUGGACAUAACAGGAGUUCAGACAUAUGUGAUUAACAGUGCUAAGGUUGUCUUCUUGAACGAGAGACCUCAGCCUCGACCAGGCAAAGGUGUUGUCAACACCUGCCAAGUCUGUUACCGCAGCCUCGUCGAUUCCUUCAGAUUCUGCUCUCUUGGUUGCAAGAUCUCUGGAACUUCGAAGAAUUUCGACAAAAAAAGAAAGGAUUGGACAAACAAUCUUUCAGAUUCUGAUGAUUCGUAUAGCAGUACUACCACCAGUAACGGGAGGCUCAAGAAGAACACUGACAUGAUUAAUAACAAUAGUUUCACGCCAUCAACACCGCCUCUAUCGGCCGUAAAUGGCCGAAUUGUAAAACGAAGGAAGGGAAUUCCGCAUCGUGCUCCUUUUGGAGGACUAAUCAUAGAAUACUAAUAAGAUGGUAAUGUAUAGUCUGAAUGCUAAUAACAAUCACCAGUAGUUUGUGGGGUAUGUGCGUGUGUAUAUAUAUACGUAUAGUGGUGUAGAGGAAUGUAUAAAGUAAAGCUUAACAUGAUAGUGUGAAAUAGUAGAUAUGAAAGUGUAAAAAAGUGGGAAAGAUAACAGAAUGAAGCAUGAGUGUUAGGAAAUACAUUCGCCUGUACAUUUUGGGUUGAAAGGGUAAUAUGUAAAUAAUACUGUUUGUGGAUCAAAAUAAUAGUAAUAAAAGUGUUUGUCCAAAAAAAAAAAUAGUAAUAAAAGUAUGUGAUACAAUGCAAAUGUGAAUGAAAUAAAGGCAUUUUUAACA
Molecule: messenger RNA, 1257 nt
Organism: Brassica rapa (field mustard)
Lineage: Eukaryota; Viridiplantae; Streptophyta; Magnoliopsida; Brassicales; Brassicaceae
Source: RefSeq, a predicted model, not a curated record